Messenger RNA from Amblyraja radiata (thorny skate), 6949 nucleotides. It is a transcript of the gene ddx6, whose product is annotated as DEAD (Asp-Glu-Ala-Asp) box helicase 6. The coding region runs from base 427 to 1887 and encodes 486 amino acids. The record is from RefSeq and is a predicted model, not a curated record. NCBI's taxonomy places the organism in Eukaryota, Metazoa, Chordata, Chondrichthyes, Rajiformes, Rajidae. The transcript is spliced from 14 exons. Gene Ontology annotation, molecular function: RNA helicase activity; ATP binding; nucleic acid binding.
UUGCUUUAAUAAUUGAUGCGAUAUAUUGGAUGCCCGCUGAUGACGUUGGGGGGCUGAGAGUGGAGACGCCAUGUUGGAAUCGGGCAGAGCUGACAGACAAAAAAGAGAAUAAAUAUAAGACAAAAUCGGACCGAAAUCGCCGCCAUCACGGGUGGAAGUGAAAACAUUCAAUACCUUUUUUUGAAAAAGGACUUAUGCGGAAGAAUAUUGUCUACGAAGCAUCAGUGCAAGUGACUGCUUGACUUUUUAAAAAGACUCAUACGAGUGCUUGCUUUGAUUGCAACGGGAGGACUCGUAUAUAUUGAGCGAACUUUAUUAUCUCUUCAUUUGAAGAGGUUUAAACUAUUACAGUUUCUGUAUGAACAUUGGGCUGUAAACUGAACUUGCAUAUACAUAUAUAUUUAGAUAUAUAAAUAUAUAUAUAAAAUGACCACAGCCAGGACGGAAAUUCCCGUUAUUAUGGGUUUGUCUACUCAGAACGGGCAGUUGAGAGGCCCACUGAAAUCCAGUACAGUCCCAGGAGGUGUGCCACCACAGCAAGUCACACAGACCAAUCAACAGCUACAGCAACUAAAAAAUGCCAGCACACUUAAUGGCACUCAGCAGCAAGCACAUACAACCAGCAGUACUAUCAAACCAGGUGAUGACUGGAAGAAAAGUUUAAAGUUGCCUCCAAAAGACAGGCGGAUGAAAACUUCGGAUGUAACUGCCACAAAAGGAAAUGAAUUUGAAGAUUAUUGUUUGAAGCGCGAGUUGCUAAUGGGCAUUUUUGAAAUGGGUUGGGAGAAACCAUCUCCAAUCCAGGAGGCAAGUAUUCCAAUUGCAUUGUCUGGCAGAGAUAUAUUGGCCAGAGCCAAAAACGGAACAGGUAAAAGUGGAGCCUACCUCAUUCCAUUACUUGAAAGGCUGGACCUGAAGAGAGACUACAUUCAAGCUAUGGUGAUUGUGCCUACCCGAGAACUGGCACUGCAAGUCAGUCAGAUCUGUAUCCAAGUCAGCAAACACAUGGGUGGUGUAAAAGUGAUGGCUACCACAGGAGGAACCAAUCUCCGGGAUGACAUCUUAAGACUUGAUGAGACAGUUCAUGUGGUGAUUGCAACACCUGGAAGAAUCCUGGAUUUAAUUAAGAAGGGUUUGGCUAAAGUGGACAACAUACAGAUGAUUGUACUUGAUGAGGCAGACAAACUACUGUCACAAGACUUUGUACAGAUGAUGGAGGAUAUAAUUUCUACAUUACCAAGAACCAGACAGAUACUGCUUUACUCUGCCACGUUCCCACUCAGUGUACAGAAAUUCAUGAAUUCGCAUUUACAGAAACCGUACGAAAUUAAUCUGAUGGAAGAGCUGACAUUGAAAGGAGUAACCCAGUACUAUGCGUAUGUUACUGAACGGCAGAAAGUGCACUGUCUCAACACACUCUUUUCUCGGCUUCAGAUUAACCAGUCAAUUAUAUUCUGCAACUCUUCCCAGCGCGUAGAGCUGCUGGCCAAGAAAAUCUCUCAGUUGGGUUAUUCCUGUUUCUACAUUCAUGCUAAAAUGAGGCAGGAACAUCGUAACCGUGUGUUCCACGAUUUUAGAAAUGGAAUGUGUCGCAAUUUGGUUUGCACUGAUCUGUUCACUCGUGGUAUUGAUAUCCAAGCUGUGAAUGUUGUAAUAAAUUUUGAUUUUCCAAAGAUUGCGGAGACCUACCUACAUCGCAUUGGCAGAUCAGGACGGUUUGGCCAUCUGGGCCUGGCAAUCAAUCUAAUCACAUACGAUGACCGCUUUAAUCUGAAGGCCAUUGAGGAGCAGCUUGGAACCGAGAUCAAGCCCAUCCCUGGCAGCAUUGAUAAAAGUCUGUAUGUUGCAGAAUACCACAGUGAGCCAGACGGAGACGAUAAACAGUAACUUCAGAUUAAUUUGGCCCAAUCACAGAAUACAGAAACUGAAGAUUUUUUUUUUUUUUUUGCCUGUUCCGGAACACAUCAUUUCUUGGGAUACCCUUCUCUUUUCUUUGUCUAAGACAACACCAAACUCCCAUUUUCCUUUGUUUGAUGACACAAAGUGUAGUUCCUGAUUUGUGAAGGACCAUUUCUUCCUGAGCUCGUAUGGUUUGCACUGUGUGCAGGGAGUGGACAACUAUUGCACUAACUGGCACGGGAGAUCUAGACUAAGUAGCACUGAAGAGCUGAACUGAACAGUGAACAGCACACUUUGUUGUAUUCUUUUUCCUUCCUUCUCCUCCUUUUACCCCUCCAUUUUUUGUUUUGCUGAAGCCACUGACCAGGAUAUUCAUCUGAUGGCUUCUCAACUUCUCCCAGUGCACGUACUCGUCAGUCUUAGGCUACAAAGAUUUUAUGGUAUUUGUAUAAAGUGCCUUAAGGUGAUGCAGGACCAUAUGAAUACCAUCCCUAUGUUAUAGUCAUCCAUUUUUUGAGGGGGAGGGUGGGGUGUUUAGGGGGGGGUGGGAGGGAUUGGGUUGUAACUCAAGAUUUAUGUGACAUUAACUUCAUCUGUUUCCAUUGGUGAGAGUAAAAUGGAAUGUAUUGGUGGGGGAAGUGAAGAAUCUGCAAGAUUUUAGAUAUUUUUAAUUUUUGAAAGGGACUAUUUUCUUGGAGAAGUUGAGCUGGAACUCCAGAUGAGAUGUCAUCUUGAUGUAUAUAUGUUAAAUAUGUUGGGGCUAAUUUUGUUGCAUUUGCGCUCAGAAGGAAAGCUUGCAUUGUGCAUUUUAAUUUUGUUCACGGAGGUUUCCCAGAAGACUCCAAGCAUGACCCUAGCAGAACACUAAGAAUCCCACUCCUUCCCUACCUUCCAUCUCUUAGACUUGAAUGUAGACUGUUCUGCAGCAACUGAACUUGGACUCGGAAACUUCUAAACACAGGCAUCUAUUUUCCUUCUGACAGCAAGAUGAAGUGUGUCCCACAAAAGAUUGAUGUGUAUACACCUGUAAACAUGUAAAUACGUUUUUUCUAUCAUCUUGUUACCUUUGAUAAAAAUAAUUACUAGUUACUGGGGCUGGUAGGAAAUGGGUAGCAUGUUGCUGUGAACUAAAGCUGUGAAGGGCACUGUUGCAUGCAGCACCAACAUCAUAGCUGAUAUCUAUCAGCUCAAUGUAAAUACAGCAAGCAAUCUAUAAUCAGAAGUUGGUAACAUGGGACACAAUCUCAAUUUAUGAAUUGAAAUAUUUGGAUACAGUGACUACACAAAACCUUUGACGACCAGACAGUAAGCACUGAACUGAUUGAUAAAUGAGAUCUUUUUAGAUAUAAAUCUUCUUCCCUGCAUACUUCCCUCUUCACUUCCUCCCCCAUUUGCUGAAGGAAAGGUACCAUCUUGCUGUGAAGCAAGAAAAACAUAAUUAACCAAUUAAGGAGCAGCAGCCAGCUGAAUCGAGACAUUAGUGACUGAAAACUCAAAGAAAAAAUAAAAUGGGUGUAAGAAUUGUGCUGGCAACUAAUGCAGAACUUGCCCCAGCCAUCCAUGGCUAAAGCCAUCCAUCCCUUUCGAAUGUUAAGGUGAUUGGAACAACUCGUUUUUAUUUGGACGUAUGCAUUCUGUUGAGAUUUUCAUCACCAACAAAUCUGCUGCCUAUCCAUUGGGGUUCAAGAGGAUCAUGGAUUUGGAAGGGGGUUAAUUUUUUUUUUUAAACACCCAAUUUCCCAGUCCAAUUUCUCAACAUUUUCAGUGUUUCCAUUUUUGAGGAGCUGGUUUUGUUACAUGCAGCAGGAAGGUCUGUAGAAUAAAAGAGCUUGGCACAGUCCAACCCACAUGGCGAUGGUCUGAGCAGCAUAUUGCUCUAAUCCCAUAUAAAUGUUCCCAUUAUGUGAUGGACAGUCACUGUUUUGAUGUGGAGAAGUAGGUCCUGCUGGACUCUAGUAUUGUCCGCUCCAGUCCUUAAACACACCCAUGUAAGAAAUGUGUAUAUUUCAAGUUAUUUGGACCUCUGGAAUAAAUCCUGGAGCCAAUUUAUUUGGACAAAUGAUCUCUUUCGUUUCACACCUUCCCUGUCCACUCUGCCCAUUAUCUAGAUCUCAUCCCGUUCAUAAAGUAGGUUUUAUGCUGAAAUUUGGAGAUUUUAUUUUGUAACAAUAAUUGUGAAAAUGAUAGGAUGCCAUUACCUCUACUUUUGAACCCUUUUGAGCAUUGGUAAUGGUAUUGUAUCUAAAAAUUCAAGAUUUUUCCACGGGUGUUCAGGUGUAUAUUGGUUUAACUUUAGUUAUACUGACAUGUUCUGUGUCCAUUUAAAUAUUUUGAGUAUAUGAUCUGACUGACACAUUGGACAAUAGUUUUUUUUUUUCUUUUUUUUUCCUGGGAGCAAAUGUCUAAUCUUUGUGUUGUUGCCUGUUGCUGUGCCCCUCACAGUGUGCUGGUCGAUUGGCCUGAUGUACAGGCAGUGUAAAGCAAUGGGUCAAAAUAGUUUGCAAAUAUCCUCCAGCCUGAGUAACAACUGUCUCAGAGGCACCUAUACUUCUAACCAACUUCUGUACUCGCAAACCAUCUUAAUUUGGAAUCUAAAUGAACAGUCAUUGCUGGAAGAAUCCUUUUGAGUUCUGAAAUCCUGUUGGUCAAAGAUCAGCAGGGUGACUCUGUGUCCCCAUUGAAUUUAAUGCUAGCUUGUGUACUGAAGUCCAGGGAAGAGAAACUGCAGUUUGGAUACUUUGAAAUUAAUUAUUUUUCAAAACUACUCUUGCUGUAGUUAUGAUGCUGGCAAACACCCAUGAGUCCAUAAAUCCCGGAGGUGACUUCUUUGGAGUGUUGGAUUGCUGGUGGUUCAUCCUCCUGAAAUUCCAAUCAGUUGUGUUAUAUGGUGGGGCCCUGGUGAUGGACCAUUGGAUUCUUCCAUUAUUUACUUCCUUUUUGCUUUGUGAAGUGAACAUCCAUUUUGCAAAUACUUGGGAGUUGGUAUGAGAGAGUGCAGAAGUAGUUCAGGACUAGAAUACAUCGAGUGUAAUCCAUGCAUAAAUAGGCACCUUGCACUUAAGUGCAAUAAACAUUUGUGCUUUAUAUUGCCAACUAUUUGUUAUUGGGAUUUUUGAGUUUAACAAAUUUGCACCUGCUUUUCGAAGAGUAGAUUCUAAGCAUGUAUAGGUGCCUCUUGGACAGACAUCCAUUUUGUUAAUGUGCAAAAAUUAUAGGGUUUACAAGAUUUAAAAUGCUGUAAGAUAGUGUCAGUAGCAGAAAGCUGUGUUAAUGGAAAGACUUGAGCAUGGGUACCAGCUGUGUAAACAUCUCCAGUUCUACAGGUACUUCAUUUUAAAACAGCUGUUAUAGCAGGUUGGGAUUAGGGAGUGGGUGAGAGGAGGAAUUGUAUUGUGACUUUCUUCAUCCACAGUUUAAAAGACGAGGGGAUUGUUCCAUACACUCACUUCCCACCUUGUAAAUAAAGACCAGACGGCAGUGUGCACAUCAGACGCAAAGCUUGUGUUGGACUUUGAGCGUAUGCACUGCCAUCAUUAACAAACAAACCUGGUGCCAUGGUUUAACAAUCCCUUCUGAAGCACAGAUAAGUUGGAAAUGUGUAGUAGUAUUAAAUGCUUGGCGCCUCCUUUUAAGGGUUGGCACUUAACUAGACUAUCCCCUUCAUGGCUACAGGUGUUGGUCGCUAUCGGGGGAUGGCAAGACUAUGUCGGAGUAUACAAACCUGUUUAAGAUUGGGAAAGAUGCUUUGUUACCGUUGUUGAGUGUAAUCAGAUCUCUGCCUCAACAAUGUUUUUCUAAUUUGUAAGCCAGGAAAGUAGCAGGUAACAGCAGAUGUCUACAACAAACUGCUUUAAGAACUUAGUCGUUUACAGCUCUUAAGAGUAAUUAAGAGUAAUAGUCUCCAUCUUCACUGAGUCGUUAAGCGGGAAAAUUCUACAAAAGGGUUGUACUGUGAAAUACUAAGUUUAAUAGCAGGUGACUGGCUUAUUGAGAAUUUUGCAAAUUUUUUUGGGGGGGUGGGAGGGGUUAACAUUUUAAUGUUUAUAGAAUGAGAUGAAAGCAUCUUUCCCUUUUUAUUCUCCGCGGCAUGUUUCUGAUGUGUGAAGUAACUAAACAUUGGCUUGCAAUGUCAUCAAUAAGCCCUUCACACAUGAGCUGAAAGUCAUCUCAUUCUAUUUAUAUAUGUGUAAUUGGGUGGGUGGUUCUGCUGUUCCAAGGACUUCAUCUGCACAGACAGUGAGCACUUAAAACCUGGCAUACCUGUGGUGUGAUAAGUGAGGAAAUUUCACAGAGAUAGAAACUGGAUGCUAAGGUGCCCCAUCAUGGCCAUUUGACGUCAAACCAUUUUGUUAAUAUACACCAAAUAUGGUCAGUUAUUUUAACUUUAAUUUUUAUACCCCCAUCCCUCUAUUUUAGUUUGUUUGGAAAGGUGAUGGUGUAUGUGGUGGGAGAUCUUUAGGCAGGAUGGAGCUCUUUUCAUUGUGCAGAUGUUGUUCUUGGGGGGGGGGGGGGGGGGGGAGAAUGGGAUUGGAUGGGGUCAGGAGUUAUUGAAAUUAUGCCAUAUGCAUAUGGAUCUUUACCAAAGGGAGGGGGGGAGGGUGCAACAGGGCUGGGUUUAAAACAAAUUAUAAAGGCAAACCUGUCCCAUUUCAGUGUUCAAGAAAAAAAAUCUUAAUGUUUCCCCAAUUUGAACAAAGUUCCUUAAAUUGGCGGCUUAAAAUAAAAGCAUAAUUUAAACCCAUUGCAUUAAGAAUACUGAAAUGAUAGGACUGUUAAAUGGUGACACGUGGAAACAAAUAGUGUUGCAAGUAUGAAACAGUCUACUUUAAAAAAAACAUUUGAUUUCCUAUUAUGAGUAUAAUUGGCUUGAAUAUUCCAGUGAAAUAAAAAUAACUUUACUUUUGAACCAGAACUUUUCUUUAAAGCUGAUGCUGUAUGGACCGGUUAUGAAGAGAUUUGGAUACUUAUUCAGAAUGAGUUGAGAGGUUGUUUAGAGAAAGCUACAGAGUUGCAAUUUUGUUCAUUUCAAUAAAAACUCACUGGAAUCUAA